AUGGGUUUUUUUGCUGAGCUGUUUAAGAAACACAUUUAUACCUCCUCAGUAAGCCAGCUGCCCGUGGCUUGCCAGUUGAUCCAGUCCUCCCACCAGCGCUGUGUGUUUUUCUUCUUGGGACUUAGGUGAGCCCUUGCAUGUCUCUUAUUGACCCCCCCCCUUGCUGUUCUAAAAGGCUGAAAGAAAGAGUAGAAACUCUGUGGUUCCUAGAUUAAUGAUUCUUGACUGGGGGGAAAAGGAUCUAAACCCCAGUGUUGGAGUCAAAGUCUGUCCUCUGAGCACCCAUCUGUCUUUCCUUUCUUUAGCCUGUUACAGCAAUCAAUUUCAUCGGACUUUGUUGCUCGUCCCACUCCAUAAAAGUGGCCUUUGCUCUCAUGAUUCAAGAGCUGGAAAGCUCAGAUUUACUCCGUCCUCAGAUUUAAUUCCCAUGAUGUUAAGGAGUCUGCAGUGUAAAUUUGCACUGUGAAACCUGAGCUUGAGAAUGCAGUCAAAUCUCCCUGCUGAAAACAUGGCCUGUUUCUACAUUAAAACUUGCUCGGUAGAGAAAGCCUAACCAGAAAAAGGAAAAGAAGAAAGCAUACGAUUUUGCCUUUCAGGAAAGAAAAGCAUAACUAAUUUGAGUCAGCUUGCUCUCUGUUCAGUAAGCAAUUUUGGGGCGGUAGGGAGCAGAUGGAAAAGCCACUUGUUGAAGAAGGAAGGGGAAGAUGUAAUGCUUGACCGCGUGACCUUUUUCGCACUUGCUGCUAAGAAAAUGACUAAAAUAGAGUGCUUUGUUUUCAGUGAGUCUGAGUGGCACUGGUUUCACAAGUAGCAUGCUGACAUUUCUGCAAAAAAGGCAACUGACAAGUUGGGAUAUACUGUAGAAAAUACAGAAAGGAUACAAAACUGCAAAUUACACAAACGUCUAUUUUGAUGAUUGGCGUGAUUUCCCUCUGUUGUUCCUUAUUUGUCUUUUGUUUUAUUUCUAGCAUAUAUCACGCCCACUGUCAUUUGCACCUUUGCCACCUGUGGUUACCACAGUGACACCCCAUAUUGGCCCUCCUGAGUCACUGGGAAAGGCAGGCCACAAUCCAAGGAGACAGCUGCAGCUUCUUUGCAAGCCAUUUUUAGAAGCACUUUCUUCUCCAUUAUGUGAUAGGCCCUACACAUUUUUCAGGAUAGGGUUUCUUUCGGGAGGUCAGCCAUGGCCUUCGGGGGUGUCCUUUCUGGCCAUCUUUUAACUCUUCCUUGUCUCAUUCUGAGUAUAAUGGCCAUCCGUUUGCGAUCCAAAGAUAGCAAAGUAGUUACUUCAUACACUGUUGGGCGGGGGGGGGGGGGGAGGCACAUACCUUUUAAAUAAUCGAUUUGAAACAAUAUAAAAAUACAGGGAAACCUUAAAGUUUAAUGCAACUUGUUCCCGAGAAGCCGCUGAAAUGGAAGCAAAUUCCUAAAUGUAUAGCUGUGUGCUUCUCUGGUUACCACCAUUAUGGCAGUCAGUAGAAUGCAUACAUGUACUGAUAAGAAUCACUUGCAACAAAAUGUAAGCUAUUGACUAAGUAGCAAAGCAUGCUUUGUCUCCUCACAUGGGCUGCAAUAUGAGUUUAUUGCAGAGGUUUCAGCACACAGUGUUUCUACAAGGGUUAAAACUUGCAUGUUUUCUGGAAGGCUUGGUAUAGAUAGGUUUUUCCCAUUGUGACUGAGCAAAGAGUAUAUUUGUUUGUUAUUGUAAGCUUGUAUUUGUUGUGUUAUAAAAGGAAAAAUUAAUACAAAUUAUAUGGGGGGUGGGGGAGAAAAUGUAUUUGGCAGCCUUCCAUAAAUUUGGCAACUACUUCCUCACUCAGCAGAUGGGGAGCAGUUGGGCAAUAAGUACAAACCAAUUUCUGUUUUCUAGUAGUGACCAAUGUUGUUUAAUCCAAACAAUACACUUGUAUUAAAUAUAUAUAUAUAUGCCUUUGGUUUGUUGCAGGUGCUCAUCAACAAAACCAAGAUGUCUGAGUAAGUUACUGUUGUGUUUAUCUUGUGGAACACAUUUUUAAAAAACACAAAUCUAGAGCUACAAUUUUUCUUUCAUUCCCGUCAACAAGAAGUAAUACUUUUCUGCACUCCCAUCUGUCUAACGCAUGGGCUGCAUCGGCUUCUCUGUGCAUAUCGUCAGCUGGAUGGAGAGAGGCACAUGCAAAUAGAUUGUGUACACUGGGCCGUCCCCCAUGCCACCCAGCGGCUGGAGCUGUGUGCAAAGAGCUCUUUCAAAAACUUACAAUUCUUCUGGUUAUCUGGCUUCUCUUUCCUCUUCCUUCCCUGCCAAACAAUAGAUGGGUGGGAUUUUAACAUUUGCAAAAAUGCUUCGCCCACUAUUGCCCCGAUUGCUCCAUGCUCAGUCUUUUGGAUCAGAGAAUCUGUCUUUUUAUUCUUGAAACUAACCAUCUGUUUUUCCUUCCCUGCUUUCUGCUUGUGUCUAUUUCUUUCUCCCAAACCAGUGAAGAAGUAAGUUUCCCUUUCUAUUUUGGCUGGGGUGGAUGGGGUGAGGUUCAUGGGUAGAACUUUGGAUCAGAAGCGCAUUGGCAUGGUCAUGCUAUCAGUCUGGGAUAAACUCUGCCCUCUUGGAGAAGAUCUUAUAGGGCAGUGAAGAUUACUCAUCAACCAAAAUGCAUUGUCGUUCCUCCUCCUCUAUAAGCGAGUUUCAAACAUUCCAUUCCACCCUCCCAACAUUCCACCACAAGAUGGAAUCUACAAUGGAGCUAUGGAAAUUAAGAGACAUCUGUGUGUGUGUGUGCGCGCACGUGCCUGCGUCUGCCUGUGUCCAUGCAAAUUUAGGCUCUCCUCAGUGGCACCCUUUAGUGCAACCGUUUCAUUUUUCUUGCAUAAAUGAAAGGUUCUAACUAGAAGAAGUGAAAUGCUGUCCCACUUGGGAACGAUGCCAUAGGAAAGCUUGCACCCCCAUCUCUGAUACUGGGUUGCCUUGCCCCGCCCCCAUCAAAGAACUUCCAAGGUGUGCAAUGAUAACAAUAAUAUAAUAAUAAUUAUUACUUAUACCCUGCCCAUCUGGCCAGGCCUCCUCAACCACUCUGGGCAGCUUUCAACAAUGAUCCUCCAUGCAAAGCUCACAACUAUGUUUCACUCAAAGCCAUCCCCCUAGUACACUACUUCUACUAUAAUAAUAGGUGGUUCAAUAGUGGUAUUUUUAAAAAUCCAACAAGAGGAUGAUGUGCUCUUUGGGGGCUCUUUUUUCCUGUUUGCCAUUGCUGACACUGCAAUAAGGAAAUGUGGACACCUUUUUGCCAGGCUGACUUAGAAAUUGUGUUAGCAGCUUCUGUGGGUAUUAAUAGAUUACUCACAGAAGAGCUAUUAGAGUGGAGCUCUAGGGACUGGCGUUGACCAGAAGGCAGAUCCCUGCUUCUUUAAGCUGCCAAUAUGUUUGUCCACAUUUGUCAUCUAAUCUCAUCCUGAUGGAAGGCAGUGAAAGCAGAGACACUAGAAGUUGAGAUUAGGAACAAUGGUCUAGGACUCUAGGACAUUAAUGAGUACCUUAUGUACCUUCAGAAAGUUUUAGCAGGGCAAGGCAUGUGUUACUUCUGCUCUGCUCAAACUCUAGAGAAGAUUGUGGAGUUUGGAAUGCCCUCUGGGCAUCUGCAGAGAGACCUAAUGCAACCUGGUUAUGCGUGGAGGUGAAGCUGAGCAUUGUUGUGCAUUCUCUGAAGUCUAUGACAUAGCAAGGUGUCAAGGGCAUCACUGACCGUUCUUGACUGGAUGCUUCUGUGCAUGUGAAGUAGCAUGUUCAGGCUACAGUAGGCCUUUCCUCACAAGCAUAGAUGCAAGAUGCAGUCAGUGAUCUCACUGCCCCCUUGCCAUGCCAGAGGCCUGCAGGCAUACAUGAUUAUGCCAUGAUAGAUCUUGGAUGCCAUUCCAGGAGCUGCUGAAAUGGAGUAGGUGAGGUCCCUGUUCUGCUCCAAAAAUCUUACUGUUGUAACUGGAACAUUUGCUAGCCCAAAUUUUGGUUGUAGCAGAAGGUGUCACACUUGGUCUGCCUCUGUGAUGGUUUUGGACUGUUCAGUGUUAGGUUGUUGUGGUGGUGGUUGUUGAAAGCAUGUAUGCCUUUAUUCAUUCAUUUGUUUGUUUGUUUCCCAUCCCUCCUAUUUAUCUAAAAGGAUCCCUAAAGUAGCUUACACAUAACAUAGCAAACUGCAGUCAUAACUGUUUAAAAUCAUUAAAGCCAUCCAAUUAAGACCACUAAUCAAAAUUAAGCAACUAAUACAAGAGAACAAACAGACAUUAGUUUUACAGUCUUAACAAUUAAGUAACCCCCCUCAAGGGCUUUAUUUUUAUUUUACCUGAUCCCUAACAGUCAGAAGGGAGGUGUCUUGGUGGACUUCCUUGGAUGGAUAGUUUCAUAGUGCAGGGGAAACCACUAAAAAGGCCCUGAGUUUUAUAACCACCUUCUAGGCCUCAGAAAUCUAGAGCAGCUGAAGAAGGGCCUAUCAAAACAUAUAUGACUUACCAUAUGGGUUCCUUUUCUUACUGGUGUAUUUGGUUUCUUUUCUUUUCACUUGGGAACAAACUUUCCCUCUCUUUUGCUUAGUCCCCACCACAUGUAUUAAAAUGGAUUUUCCCAUAGGGAUAAAUUGCACAAGAAAGAGUUACAAAAUGGGCUUCUGGAAGAAGCAUCUCAUAGCAUACGUAGGCGCACUAAUGAUAGAUUUUGACCAAAGCCUACUGCAGUACAGCCAAGUCUUUCCAUUGCCUUUAAAAGUCACUUUUAAAAGGCCAAAUUCUGGUCUGGCUGCCCCCAUACUGUGGUGACCUUAUCAGAUUUCUUAAACAUUCAUGACUUGGAUGGGAUGCCCUCAAAUGAAAGUACAGCAAGCAGGUCAGGGAGCUAUUCAAAACAUGAAUGGCUAUUCCCUCUGCCCCAAAGCACCAGAGAUAGAAUGUGCUGUUGUUAUGAGGAGCCAACUUGCAGAAGCAAAGGGUCCAAUUAGCAUAAUUUGAGGGCAAAUUUUGACAUCUAUACCCAAUUGCCUCUUGAAGCAAUGUCAAAAGACAUGCCUGGGGGAGGGGGAGAAAUCGGCUGUGACUGUGAGAAGGACAAAACACUUAAGUAACCCACUUCUUUCUCAUUUUGCUUCUUGCCAUUUCAGAAAAGGAAGAGGGCAAUCACUGCCCGCCGGCAGCAUCUCAAGGUACCUUUUCUCUCUGGUCGUUCCUAACAAAACGACUUCUGUUUCUUUCUUACUUUUCCCCUUGGGUAAGAGAUGGGGAUGGUAAAAAGCUCUAAGCCUCACAGCACUGAACUCUGCCUGAGUGGCCCCUUUUCCAAAGGGCUCCUUGACAUCUACAGAAAACCGGCCUGACUAUUCCACACUCAGACCCUUUUCUAUUGUUGCUUUUCAUCUACAAGAGCUCUUUUAAAAUGUCAGACACUUGACGACAUGGAUAGGGAACUGGUGGCCUUCUAGAUAUUGCUUAAUGACAGCUCCCGCCAUUCCUGACCACUGGCAAUGCUGGAGGGGAGCUGUAGCUCAACAACAUUGGUGGGGCACAGGGUCCCCAUCCCUACUUCACAGCUUCUGCCAUGUUUAACUUUUCAAGUACAACAGCCCCACACUUGCCAUGGCGGUGGCAGCAAUGAUGGCAGUUUAGACACAGAGCUGCCACAAUCAUGUGAAAGAGGCCCCCUCGCCCAUAUGUCAACAGGGAAGGGGGCAGAUGGAUGGAUGGUGUUGAGACUUUUCCACCACACCUUUCCCCCCAAGUGUUUUUUUUUGCCAAGCUGAGGCAACUUGUGAUACUGGAGCUGAUCUGAGGAGAAAGGUGCUCAGGGAGAGAAACUGCAUGGACAUAAUCCACAAGUGUGUGUGUUGAGGGCAGGUAUGGUUUUGAACCUCUCACAUAUGGAUCCUUUUCAUUGUUAAAAUCAGCGCCUGCCCUCUCUUUCUACAUGAUUGGUGCAGCUGCAUGUUUAAGCAAACAGAACAUCUGCUGUUACAACUAGCUUGACUCUGAAUCCAAUCAUUAUAGUAUUCGUUUUACACAGGAUACUGAAGCUAAGGGGCGGUGGCUUUCCCAAGACCACCCAGUGAAGUCAUGGCAGAGCACAAGCCCUGGCCCUACACCAGAAAUGGGGGACCUGUGAACCUCUAGAUCAGGGGUAGGCAACCUAAGGCCUGGGGGCCGGAUGCAGCCCAAUCACCUUCUCAAUGUGGCCCGCGGAUGGUCUGGGAAUCAGUGUGUUUUUACAUGAGUAGAAUGUGUCCUUUUAUUUAAAAUGCAUCUCUGGGUUAUUUGUGGGGCAUAGGAAUUCAUUUAUCCCCCCCCCCAAAAAAAUAGUCCGGCCCACCACAUGGUCUGAGGGACUGUGGACCAGCCCAUGGCUGGAAAAGGUUGCUGACCCCUGCUCUAGAUAUUGUUGGCCUACAGCUCUAAGCAACCCUUACGGUUGGCUAUUCCGACUGGGGUUAAUAGGAGUUGGGAGUUCAAUAAAAUCUGGAGGGCCACAGCUUCCAAACCCCAUCCUACCCUUUCCCCAUUAGGCCCAUGCUGGCUCUGCCCAGUCCAUUUCUCUGUGCCCAGCACUUCACCCUGGUGGGUGUUUGUGUAUCAUUGUGUAUGAUGACGAUUGCCUUGAGAAGUCGUUCUGUUCCCCCAGUCAUUGUGCUUCUCCCAACUUUAUCCUCCAGAGUGUUAUGCUCCAGAUUGCUGCUGGUGA
This is a messenger RNA of Podarcis lilfordi (Lilford's wall lizard), 6682 nucleotides long. NCBI's taxonomy places the organism in Eukaryota, Metazoa, Chordata, Lepidosauria, Squamata, Lacertidae. The record is from the annotation of a GenBank genome assembly.